Molecule: messenger RNA, 1560 nt
Organism: Naegleria lovaniensis
Lineage: Eukaryota; Heterolobosea; Eutetramitea; Acrasida; Naegleriidae
Exons: 1
Coding region: 1-1560 (519 amino acids)
Biological process (GO): maturation of SSU-rRNA from tricistronic rRNA transcript (SSU-rRNA, 5.8S rRNA, LSU-rRNA)
Cellular component (GO): nucleolus; small-subunit processome
Molecular function (GO): protein binding
Source: RefSeq, a predicted model, not a curated record
AUGGUAAAAAUUACAACCAUCUCCCGAGAUGAUGAUGCCCAUACACGAAGAACUUCCUAUGAAACCACCCGACACUUUUCCGAUCCAAAUCCCGAACUCAUUCAUCGGUUUGAAAAGCCUCGUGAAUACAUGAGAGCCAUCAAUGCUGCAAAAAUUGAUAAUAUUUAUGCAAAGCCUUUUCUUGCUGAUUUAUCGGGACAUGCAGAUACACCUACAUGUAUUUGUACGGAUCCUAAUUCUCUCAUUCAUAUUAUUAGUGGAAGCUGUGAUGGUCAAAUUAGAGUUUGGGAUUUAACGGAGAGAAAGACGAUUUAUGCCAUUGAUAGAGCUCAUAAUGGAUUUGUGAAUGGAAUUGUAAUUCCACCCUAUAGACAUUCAUCGGACUCGAGUGAGAACUCGUUUUAUUUUACGGUUGGAACUGACAAGCAUUUAAAGAGAUGGGAAUUGAAUUUACAAGUGGCCAAUGUAAAUCCGAAUAUGGCAAGUACAAAAUUUGGAAGUAUUGGAUACACUUUGGCAGAUUAUGUGGGAAAGAGCAACAGUAAUGCAACAACCAAGUUACCUUCGUAUGCCACUCCUAUUCAAGAUGUUGUUUCACAUAAUGCCUUACUCUGUAUUGAUCAUCAUUAUAGUGACCCAAUUGUGGUAACCAGUGGACAUGAAUACGUUCAAAUUUGGGAUUGUUCAGGAAAUAGUUCAUCUUCCUUAAUUCCAGGUAAUUCAUCAAGACUGGUUUGUAAACAAGAGUAUGAGCUUGCAACCUCGACUGAAACCAUUUAUAGUGUUAAAUUUAAUAAGGUUGAGAAGAAUUUGAUUGCAUAUUGCGCGCGUGACAGAACAGUUGGAUUGUAUGACAUGAAAACCAAUCAAAUGAUUCGUGCUGUGACUAUGCAAACAAAAUCUAAUAAGGUUUGUUGGAGUCCAAUGAAUCCAUUCCACUUCUCAGCAGCAAAUGAAGAUGGCAAUGUAUAUACCUUUGACAUGAGAAUUUUGGAAAAGGGUCCACUCAUGAUGCAUUCAGGCCAUAUAAAUGCAGUGAUGGAUGUUGACUACAAUCCAAGUGGUACAGAAAUUGUGACUGCUGGUUACGAUAAGACCAUUCGUAUUUUCAGAACGGAUUCCACUUCUUACAAGGCACGUGAGGUGUAUCAUACCAAGAGAAUGCAACGAGUGUUUUGUGUGAAAUAUUCUGGUGAUGGAAGGUAUAUUUAUAGUGGAAGUGACGAUCAAGCUAUUAGAAUUUGGAAGGAUGAACGAAGUGCUCCAUUGAGAGGUGGUGGCAUGACCAAGAAGGAACAACAACAAAUUGAAUAUAACCAAAAAUUAAUAGAGAGAUAUAGAAGCGUUGAAGAGGUGCGAAAGAUUGCCAAUCACAGACAUUUACCGCACAGAGUGAAGACUCAAUCAAAGGAAAUGCAAAAAGAAAGAGAGGCAGAAGAUAGAAGAGAAAAAAUUAGAGAACGAUUUACAAAGAAAAAGGACACAAAUAAGAAUUCGCUCACUGCCAAGAUUGAAAAAGUCAAAGCCAUGCGAAAGAGAUUCUUGAAGGUGAAUGAAUAG